AUGAGCAACAACGGCGAUGCAAACGGCGUCCACGCCCACGUCAGCGCGUGCGCCGCUGCGGACCCCCCCAAAUCAGCGCAAGCGGCAAGCGCCCCCGUCCUCGUCGUCGGCGCAGGGCCUGUGGGCCUCGCCGCCGCCGCGUGGCUGGCCGAGUACGGCGUGCCGGUCCGCAUCAUCGACGUGGCCGAUGCCCCCAGCCCCUAUAGCAAGGCCUUUGCCGUUUGGCGCCGCACCAUGGCCGCCCUCGCGCCCCUCGUGCCCCCCUCCCGCUGGGCCGCGGCCGGCACCCCCCUCUCCCGCAUCACGAUGUGCGACGCCGGGCACGCGCUCGCCUCCGUCACGCUCGCGGACGCCGACGCGCGCGGCGACCACGCGCUGCCGCCGGGCGUCCUGCUGGGCCAGGCCCAGACAGAGGCACUCCUCACAACCGCCCUGCGGGAGCGCGGCGUCGAGGUCGAGCGCGGCGUGAGGCUGUCAUCUUUCGCAGCCGACGCCGACGGCGUCGACUGCCUCCUGGAGCGCGCCGCGCCCGCCGACGAGGCGCCGCCGGGCGGCAGCGCCCCCGCGGCGGCGCAGCAGGAGCGCGUGCGCGCGUCCUACCUGAUCGGCGCCGACGGCGCGCGCAGCGCCGUGCGGCGCGGGCUGGGGGACCCCUUCCCGGGGGUCACGCUGUCACGGCGGUUCCUCCUGGCUGAUGUGGAGGUCGACCCGCCGCCCGGCCCCGCGCCGGCGGCCGCGGGGGCGGGGUUGGGACGCCGGGAGCUUGAGUCUGGGCUAUGGCUGGGGGCGAUGUAUCUGACGACGACGUCUGAGGGGCUGCUGAUGGUGGUGCCCAUCAGCCCCACGGCCUGCCGCGUGGUCUUAGACGGCGGGAAGAUGGAAUGA
This is a messenger RNA of Monoraphidium neglectum, 885 nucleotides long. RefSeq lists its product as hypothetical. The record is from RefSeq and is a predicted model, not a curated record. The transcript has 3 exons. Bases 1 to 885 code for a protein of 294 amino acids. NCBI's taxonomy places the organism in Eukaryota, Viridiplantae, Chlorophyta, Chlorophyceae, Sphaeropleales, Selenastraceae. Gene Ontology annotation, molecular function: FAD binding.